Molecule: messenger RNA, 2594 nt
Organism: Fragaria vesca subsp. vesca
Lineage: Eukaryota; Viridiplantae; Streptophyta; Magnoliopsida; Rosales; Rosaceae
Product: kinesin-5-like
Exons: 11
Coding region: 1-2424 (807 amino acids)
Biological process (GO): microtubule-based movement
Molecular function (GO): microtubule motor activity; microtubule binding; ATP binding
Source: RefSeq, a predicted model, not a curated record
AUGUUCCCGGAAAUCUGCGACGGCGCUACACCGGGUCACGAUUCGGAGCCUUCUGAAACCUCCGAAACAGUGCAAACCCUAGUGACUGUGAAGAGCGAGGUGGAUGGUGAUGUCAGUGACAAAGUUCAAACCCUAGAGACUGUGACAGACGAUUUGGACAGUGAUGUCACUGGUAAAGUUUCAGAUGAUGCUGCAGAACAAGUUGUGGGAGUUUCUGAUUUGAUUGAGGAGAGUGGUGUGUCAAAUGAAACUGAAGAACAUUCCCCAUUUCAAGGGGAGACCCUUCCAAUUCUGCAGAAGAUCAUUGAUUUGAGUGCCAAAAUUAAGGACUUGAAAAAAGAUCAUACUGUAUUGUCUGAUGAAGUCAAGCAAACGACGAGUUCUUUUCCAGACCCUGAAGUUUUGAAAACUCUUCAGAUGCUAAGUACUGAACAUGAACUUCUGAAGAAGAAGUACCUUGCUGAGUCCUCUGAACGGAAGCGACUAUACAAUGAAGUGAUUGAGCUUAAAGGCAAUAUCAGGGUUUUCUGCAGAUGUAGACCUUUGAACCAAAAUGAAAUUUCAAAUGGAUAUAAUUCCGUUAUUGAGUUCGACUCCUCCUUAGAUAAUGAGCUGCAGGUCCUUUCCUCUGAUUCUUCAAAAAAGCAGUUCAAGUUUGACCAUGUGUUCAGACCCAAGGAUGACCAAGAGGCUGUUUUCGCUCAAACUAAACCUAUUGUCACCUCAGUGUUGGAUGGGUUUAAUGUGUGCAUAUUUGCCUAUGGACAAACUGGAACUGGUAAGACCUUUACAAUGGAGGGAACUCCUGAAAAUAGGGGUGUCAACUACAGAACUCUAGAGGAGUUGUUUCGGCUUUCAGAAGACAGAUGUGGUUCCAUGCGAUAUGACUUAUCAGUUAGCAUGCUUGAAGUUUAUAAUGAGAAGAUAAGGGACCUUUUGGUAGAUAACACCCACCAACCCACGAAGAAGUUGGAAAUCAAGCAAGCUGCAGACGGAACCCUAGAUGUGCCAGGACUUGUUGAACCUCACGUGAAUGGGUUUGAGGAGAUGUGGGAAUUUCUGAAGUCUGGAAGCCGCUCCAGAUCUGUUGGAUCAACCAGUGCUAAUGAGCUGAGCAGCCGGUCUCACUGCUUGUUGAGAGUGACUGUUAAGGGGGAGAACUUGAUAAGUGGGCACAGGACUCGGAGUCAACUGUGGCUAGUAGACUUGGCUGGUAGUGAGCGUGUGGGGAGGAUUGAGGUUGAAGGGGAAAGACUGAAGGAAUCUCAGUUUAUAAAUAAAUCUCUCUCGGCCCUUGGAGAUGUAAUCUCAUCCCUUGCUUCCAAAACAGCCCAUAUUCCUUACAGGAAUUCAAAGCUCACUCAUAUGCUGCAGAGCUCUCUAGGAGGAGAUUGCAAAACAUUGAUGUUUGUCCAGAUCAGCCCAAGUUCCGCAGAUUUAGGAGAAACACUAUGUUCUUUGAAUUUUGCCAGCCGAGUCCGAGGAGUUGAGAGUGGCCCAAUUCGCAAACAAGCAGACCUCACAGAGCUGCUCAAGUACAAGCAAUUGGCAGAAAAAGCUAAACAUGACGAGAAGGAGACAAAGAAACUACAGGAUGGUUUAUCGGCUGCGCAGUUAAGGCUAGCUGCAAGAGAACACAUGUGCAGAAAUCUUCAAGAAAAGGUCCGAGACCUUGAGAACCAAUUGGCAGAGGAAAGGAAGACUAGACUGAAACAGGAAAGUAGAGCUUUGGCUACUUCAUCAUCAACAUCAUCCUGGAAACAAGGAGCACAGAAGGCUGUUGCAGAGAAGAAGCCACCAUUGGCUCCCAACAAAUCAAGGCUUCCCCUGAGAAGAAUUGGCAAUUUAUUGCCCCAGCCAUCUGCUUUUCCUCCCAAAAAGGACAGCUACUCGACUUCUGCUGUUCCACCUCCAAUGGAUGGCAAAGAAAACGUCUCAACAACAUCAGGGGCCACAAGAAACACCGGCCGCCUUAUUUUACCAAAACGUAUGUCCAUUGCUGUGAGGCCUCCUCCAACAACAACCACCACAACAGCACAGCAGGUUCGUAAGCCUAAGAGACAUUCCAUUGCUACUCUUCCUAACUUUAGGCCCGAGCCAAACUCUUACAUGGCUACUCCCCUCAACAACAACACCUCUGCCUCUCGGUUCAAUAAUGGGAGGCCCUCAUUUCUGCCGCGAAAGAGAUAUUCAAGAUUGUUCUCUCCAAUGCCUGAUUUUAAGUCAGCAGCAGAGACAACCCCUACUGCCAUGAGGAGCAGUAGUAAGUUCAUGUGCAGCCCCCCAGCACAGCAGGCUAGUUCAUUCAAAUCAAGGCUUCCCACAGCCAUUGCAUUGCAGCGAAAACCAGUAAUUUGGAGUCCGCUAAAGUUCUUGAAGAACAGGAGGCCGUCACUGGCUCUGCCCUCUAGAGUGGAGAUGUAGUGAAUAAAGUUGUUUGCUGUCACAUUGUCUAUAUUGUCGAAAACCUUGAAACAGUAAUCCUUUUCUUUUCUGGAUCUUCUGGUUACCUUAUAAUUUUUGUGAUAGUACUCGAAAAUGUAUGCUUCUUGCCUACCAUUGAUUGAUUCAAUAUGGAAAUCCUUCAUUGUUUU